AUGGAAGACAUCUUGUCGCACUUUUUAAGAGACAUAGGGAGUGCUGCCAUUCAAAAUGAUAGGAACCAGCUUUCGCACCUACUCUGCAUAGACCCAGCUCAGAACAAGUACGUGGUGAGCCUUAACGAAGCUGCUGGUCAACAACUUGCCAACAUUACAGAUCAACAGCUUAAUAACUUAAUAGAUGGCCAGCAUUACUUCAACGACGAGUGGCUAGCGUUCAAUGAGUUGGUGAUAUCUUUCAUUAAGCUCAGUAGAGAUCUCAAUCCAUGGUCUGUAUUGGAAUCCUACGACUUGUACACCACCUACUUAAAUGACCUUUCCAUUGCAUUUAACAAUAAUAAUCGAGGGCAUUUCUUGACAAGAUUAGUCCAUUCGACGAUCACUGUUAUCCUUCCACUUACGGUGAAGUUGGAUUUCCAGUUAUACUACAAAGAGGAUUGCCUACAACCAAGGUUGGCAUACUUGGCAUCUGUUUUGCUUAAGACGUUUAACAAUAUCAGGUCGCAGCUGACCCAGGGUAAUGAUAAGAAGCUCAUAAUUCUAUUCAUUGGCUACAAACUUUGCUACAUUUACUUCAAGUUGGAUAACCCAUUACUUUGCCAAAACAUAUUUUCCAAUAUGAAUAACGCCAGUUUGGUUUUCAGCUCUUUUAGCAUGAACGAACAAGUGCAAUACAGAUAUUACUUAGCAAGAUUCUACUUGAUCAAAAAUCAACUUGCUGAUGCAUUUUUACAUUUUAGUUGGUGCCUUAAUGUUGUUCCCGCUCAGUGUAAACAGGCUACAGUGAUUUUGAAGUACUUGAUACCAGUUGCCAUAUUAAUGGGUAAAAGGCCAAAUUUCUCGUACAUCCAAAACUACUACUAUAAUCACAACCAGGGACAACUCGCACCCCAAUUCUUAAUAACCUACCACAGCCUCUACCAAUGCAUAAGACUUGGAGAUUAUUCCAGGUUCACCAGCCUCAUCUCGCAACCAGACAUAUUUAAUUCCCUUAAGAAGGAUAAUUUACUCAUAUUAAUCGGACAAAAAUCCCUCAUAAUAUUGAUCAGGAACUUGAUUAAACGUGUUUGGAUUAUGUUGGAUAAACCUCUCAGACUCAAUUACGAAGUAGUCAAGAUCGCUUUAAGAACUACAACCGCUGCAUCCGGUGCUUCUGGCUUGAAUAUGUUUACGUUGCUCACACAACCAAUACAAGACAUAACAGUUGAAAAUGUUCUCAUAACACUAGUGGAUCAAAAUUUACUCAAGGGGAAGCUAUUUCUGAACCAAAGAGCAAUUGCAUUGGCUAAAGUGAACGUCUUCCCUCCUAUUGAUUCGAUUUAUUUUGUGAGAUUUGGUAAUGGACAAGAAGGAAAAUUAGGUCAUAAUGAUAAGUGGAUGAACUCAUAG
This is a messenger RNA of Dujonia railenensis, 1392 nucleotides long. NCBI's taxonomy places the organism in Eukaryota, Fungi, Ascomycota, Pichiomycetes, Serinales, Debaryomycetaceae. The record is from the annotation of a GenBank genome assembly.